GACACGGAGACAGAGCGGAGCCAGAGCCGGAGCCCUCAGCGGUCUGACGCACCAGCUCUGCCCGGACACGAGCGCUCAUCCCCGGCACAGACAGCCGCUCUGCCCGCGGGCUUCCGAGGCUCAGAGGAGAUCAUGUCUCUGUCGGAUGCCGCUCCUGCCUCAGACCUCGGCUUUAGUCCUGGCUCUGGGUUUAGUCCUGGUUCUGGGUCAGGUCCUGGCACUGGGUUUAGUCCCGGCUCUGGGGCCAGCCCGGGUCUUGGGUCAGACCCGGUCCACAGCGCGGUGCACAGCCUGCUGCGCCUGUGCCAGCCAGGGGAGAGCGAGGGGUUUGCACGACGGGCAAUCGAGAGCCUGGUGCGUAAACUGAGAGAGAGGAGAGAGGAGCUGGACGCGCUGGUCACCGCCGUCACCACCAGGGGGCGCCAGCCUGGACUCUGCGUGACCAUACAGAGGACCCUGGAUGGAAGACUGCAGGUGGCAGGGCGUAAAGGCUUCCCUCACGUGAUCUAUGCACGUCUGUGGCGAUGGCCCGACCUGCACAAAAAUGAGCUCAAACACGCCGCCUUCUGUCGAUACGCCUUCGACCUCAAGUACGACAGCGUCUGCGUCAACCCAUACCACUACGACAGAGUGCCCGCGCCCACGGGUAUCACAGGUACUACCACUCCCGCAGAGUGCCCGGGCCCACGGGUAUCACAGGUACUACCACUCCCGCAGAGUGCCCGGGCCCACGGGUAUCACAGGUACUACCACUCCCGCAGAGUGCCCGCGCCCACGGGUAUCACAGGUCCUCAGACAACCAUUAAGGAGGAGCUGGUGCAGGACUGUCUUCACCUGGACCUGACUCCACCCCCAGACCCCUACCAAGCCCGCCCCCUCUCCAUGUAUCCCAGCAUGCACCUAUCCCCUGCAGGGGGCGCUGGCUGCAGUCCAGGAAUCGAGGUCCAGGGUCUAAUCCACAUGAGUCCAGGCCAGAGCCCCCCUGCUCCCCAUGCCCCGAGUCCAGACUACAGCAGCGCUGGGCCUGAGACCGGACCAGAGACUGGACCUGAGACCAGUCCACACACCGGACAGACCAACACAGAAUCCUGGUCGAGUGUCAGCCCGGCAGCCUACAGCCCAAUUGGUCCACAGUCUCAAAGUGGGAGGGGCCCAUAUCCAUUACAUCACCACCCGCCAGCCAAUAACCACUACUGGUCACAUCAGCAGAACAACGCCCCCUAUCCACCGCCUGUGUCCAGCCACCCAGGGCUGGACUUCUGGUGCUCCAUCUCGUACCUGGAGCAGGACGUGAGGGUGGGGGAAGUGUUCAAAGCUCCGGCAGGUUUUCCCGUCAUCACUGUGGACGGAUACAUGGACCCCUCCGGAGGGGACCGCUUCUGCUUGGGCCGACUGAGCAACGUCCAGCGCACUGAUGCCAGCCACAGAGCCAGGUUGCACAUUGGCCGUGGUCUUCAACUGGAGCACCGUGGAGAUGGAGAUGUUUGGAUGCGCUGUUUGUCUGAUCACUCCGUCUUCGUCCAGAGCUUUUACUUAGACCGUGAGUCCGGACGCACACCAGGGGGCGCUGUGCACAAAGUUUAUCCUGGAGCCUACAUCAAGGUGUUUGAUCUGCGCCUAUGUCACAGAGAGAUGCAGAGGGUCUCGUACAGGGACCAAGACCACAGCAGUGGUCCUCACGUAGAUGCGCUCCGGGGACUCUGUGUGUUCCGGGUGAGUUUAGUGAAGGGUUGGGGGCAGCAGUAUCCACGCCGCUGCAUCCAGGACACCCCCUGCUGGCUGGAGGUGCACCUACACCGCGCUCUGCAGCUGCUCGACCAGGUGCUGCACGCACUGUCUCCGCGGCAACACCACGAUCUCUGACCCCUCAGCAAAACCACCUCUUCUGACUCCUGUCUGCACGGAAACACCAUCACCUCUGACCUCACGGCAACACCACCACCUCUGACCCCUGACGUCACCUCCGUAGAGCUCAGUGAUGCCUCCUCUGGCUCCAGGGGGCAGUAGCAGUCACACAGUCGUCCCUCUAGGUUAGAGCACCCUCAGAGGUCUGUAGGAGAAAAGGGAGACCUGUGUUUGAAGUGGAGAUGUUUGAGCUCCCAUCUGAAGGUCAUUGGCACCUGUAGGCACUUUCCUCAGACCAAGACUUUAAGACUGAAACUGCCCUCUGUCUGAAACAUGUCCACGGCAACACCACCUCCUCUGACCCCUGACCUCACCACCACACAGCUCAGUGACGCCUCCUCUGGCUCCAGGGGACAGUAGCAGUCACACGCUUGUCCCUCUAGGUCACCUGUAGGCACGUUCCUCAGACCAGGACCUUAAGACUGAAACUGCCCUCUGUCUGAAACGUCUUCAUUCAAAACAGUCUGACUUUUGAACCUUUUUCUCUCAACUCCAGAGGACAUAUUUAUCAUUAGCAUCAAUGAAAACUAUAAUCAACCUUACUUACUGCCGGGUUAACCCUGACCGUGGGGCAGGUCAUUCUUUGAGCAGUUACUUGCAUAUAACACACGUCUAAUGACCUCCGCUCCAGACCAUUGUGCUGUCCAGGAAAAAUAGACUCACAUUGGUCAGUAUAACAGUUCCCAUUGUUUUUAAUGAUAUUAAGUCUCCUGGGACCCGUGUAGGUCCUGAACGGCACCUGCAGUCAGUGUAGACCCAAUGUGAGUGUGAGUCCCCCAUUUCCUCUGCACUUUGACUUCAAACUAAAGGAUGUUUUAUCGUCUCCAAAGAUCUUACCUCGACAAGUUCUGACAGACGGGUUACAUGACAGCGCCUUAGUGCAUUCGUCAUAAGGUCACAUGACAGCGCCUUUGGGGGGCGUGUCUUUAGGUCACAUGUCAGCGCCUUUGGGGGCAUGUCUUUAGGUCACAUGACAACGCCUUUUGGGGGCGUGUCUUUGUCAAACUUUGAAUGUCCAAAGAGAUUAUGCAAGAGCUAAGGCCUCCACCAGGGGUCACUGUGCUAGACAAAGCUCCUGUAUUCUGCUGAACGGCCUUUUCUCUCUGUAACCCUGUUCUCGUAGAAUGUUCCACAGUGAGGCUUUAAGCCAAUUCUAAUGAAAUGUUCUGCAGUGGAACUUUAGCCCAGUUCUAAUGUAGUAUCCUUUUCAAAAGCAUCCCUGGAGCUAUGUUUCAUUCACAUUUUUCAGUAAUUCUGGUCCACAAACCUUCACCAGAUGGUGACACAAUGUAGUUAGUAAUUCUGCCUCACAGUAAAAGGUCCCUGGUCGGACUCCUGGGCCUUUCUGUUUACAUAUUCUCCCUGUGUCUGGAUGGUUUCCCUAAGGGCACUCUAGGUUCACCUAUCAACACAAAACAAUGGGUCAAAACCUCCAGCUGAGGCAGUCCUGACCAAGACUAGCUCAAGAUCUGGACAUGGGUCCCACUGUUCCUGACAGGUUUAACCCACAGACACUGAAGAACGGGUCAAAUGCAGGUUUAAUCCAGAGACAGUGCAGGAUGGGUCAAAUGCAGUGGACACAUUUCAGUGUGGGCACAAUAAAGUGUAACUUAAUAAUUUCAGGUUUUACAUUAAAACCUCUGAAACUGGCUUCUGAUCUUACUAAAAUCCUAAUGCUCACUGAAGUGUUAAACAAAGGCCGGUCGCUGCAGAAUUCAGGAGCUGGAUCAGAGGCCAUGUCCUCAGUCUGCACCAAACCUCUUUUCUCUGGGUCUGAAAAGCUUUAAGUCUCCUGUACUUUUGUGUCAUGUUAUGAGUGCCGAUGUCUAUGACUAAUGACAAUAAGAAAACUACUAGAGAUAGUCAGACGUCUACCAGGGCACUGGCUCUAUCUUGCAAUGGUACUUUUAUAUUCAAUCAGGGGUAAAUGCUCUGAACUGAAGAUUAUAUCUCUGUCACUUCUACAGUUACUGAGUCCAAGUGGAACAGACAGGAUCUAAGAGUUUAGUCCUGGACCUGGUUUAAGUGAUGGGCAAAAUGAAGUGAGAUCGAAGCUAAGUGGGCGUGCCAAAUGAAGCCUUGAACCCUCGAAUCUGCUGAAGUCAUGUGACCGAGGCCUCGGUCUGUGUGAAUCCAGAUAAAUACUAUGUAUGUGAACAGAGAACAUUUUAUACAUAUUCUCAUCAUGGUUAUAAUCAACAAAGGUUCAUACACACUGGAAAGUAAUUGAUGGCAGUAUUUGGUGGGGCUCUUUUACUGGUUCUGAGGCUUCAUUGGUUCAGUUUUCCCAUCACUAGUCUCUCUUUGGUUUAGUGCUGAAAAUGUCUUAAUUACAAACAAAUAUAAAGUCUAUUUAUUAAAACACUCAGAGACCCAUUAUUUUUGCACAAUGCGGUACAUGUUAAGUGCUCUUGUGUUUCCAUCACAGUUUAAAGCAGAUUAUGGACCAAUCAGGAGGCUCGAUGAACAGAUGUCAGUGGGGUGGGGGGUGGGCAACUCCAAAACCCCCAACUCCAAACUCCAAAUCUCUAUGACCUCAUUUUCAACAAAGCCUGGGGCACAGUCUGCCAUAACUUUUGUGUCUGAAGUUUCUAUCGUCCAAGUCAUCAACUCUUGGACAAAUUAUGCUUUCCAACAGCCUUCUGUAGAGAUUGAACAUGUUUUAUUUUAUUUAUUCAAUGAGUUCUGACCAAAGAUGAAAGAUCUGUAUUAUCAAUGUUUGUAAUGCCACCAGAAAUUACAAUAUGGAUGUGUGUGUGAUUUAAGGCUUUUGUACUGUUUAAAUUGAGCUUUAACUGUAAGAAAUCUAUUAUGUUCGACUGUGGCUGUUUAUGCUUCAAUGAAAUAUUUUAAAGAUCAUUUUUAAACCAAGAAAAA
Messenger RNA from Boleophthalmus pectinirostris (great blue-spotted mudskipper), 4782 nucleotides. RefSeq names its product SMAD family member 10b (gene smad10b). Gene Ontology annotation, biological process: transforming growth factor beta receptor signaling pathway; cell differentiation; SMAD protein signal transduction. The record is from RefSeq and is a predicted model, not a curated record. NCBI's taxonomy places the organism in Eukaryota, Metazoa, Chordata, Actinopteri, Gobiiformes, Gobiidae. The coding region runs from base 133 to 1863 and encodes 576 amino acids. Gene Ontology annotation, molecular function: I-SMAD binding; DNA-binding transcription factor activity, RNA polymerase II-specific; RNA polymerase II cis-regulatory region sequence-specific DNA binding. Gene Ontology annotation, cellular component: heteromeric SMAD protein complex. The transcript is spliced from 11 exons.